AUGGCGCGGGGCAAAGUGAUAUGGUUAUCCGUUCUGCUACUCGGAUCAACCUUGGCACAGCCGGUACCUACUCCACAAUGCCCGUGCCAGUGCGAGUCCCCCUGUGAAUCCCCCUGUCCCCCUCCGUGUCCCUGCCCCCCUCCGUCCCCUUGUGACCCUUGCGAUGCAUCCAACGGGGGCUCGGGGAUCAUACAGAUUAGGCCGUGCAACCCUUGCGAGCCGAGAGUUCGUUUCAUAAAUGGACAGGCACCCCAAAAUACGGUUCUUAUAAAGCCAGGGCAGAUCAGAUUCCCGACUCCACCGCCAAUAGUCGUCCGACCUGGCGCGAUCCGCCCUUCAACUCUUGGGCGUAUCUUAGUGAGGCCAGCUCCUGUGCAGCCGCCACAGCAACCACCUAUCACAGUCAGACCCCCAUGUUUGCAGCCCCCUCAGCCCCCAACGAUGUGCGUCAGACCCCCACCCGUGGUCCCACCACGCCCGCCUCCCAUUGUGGUCAGACCACCCCCUGUGUAUGUGCCUAGACCCCCACCUAUCAGGGUACAACCCCAACAAGUGCAACCACCAACCCCUGACAGUCUCAUCGUGAAGCCGCCCAAAAUCAUCGUCCCAGCCCCUCCAAUAAUCUGCUUCAGACCAAACCCUCCAACCUGCUUUAGAACCAUCGGUUGCGCUAGCGUAACACCAUACAGAUCCCCAUGUCAACCACCUAGCCAGAACCCUUGCCCCAACCCAUGCGACACGUGCCCACCCCCCUGCGAAACAAGUCAACAGCCAUGCGACCAACCCCUUUGUGACUCUUGUCAACCCCCCUGCGAUCCCUGUCAAUCCCCAUGCGACCCUUGCCAGCCCCCUAGUGACCCUUGCCCGCCUCCCUGUUUCGGAUAA
Achroia grisella is the source of this 885-nucleotide messenger RNA. RefSeq lists its product as uncharacterized. The record is from RefSeq and is a predicted model, not a curated record. The transcript has 4 exons. Lineage: Eukaryota; Metazoa; Arthropoda; Insecta; Lepidoptera; Pyralidae. Bases 1 to 885 code for a protein of 294 amino acids.